Messenger RNA from Eriocheir sinensis (Chinese mitten crab), 7071 nucleotides. Its product is annotated as WD repeat-containing protein 11-like. The record is from RefSeq and is a predicted model, not a curated record. Gene Ontology annotation, cellular component: cytoplasm. Bases 29 to 4231 code for a protein of 1400 amino acids. The transcript has 22 exons. Gene Ontology annotation, molecular function: protein binding. NCBI's taxonomy places the organism in Eukaryota, Metazoa, Arthropoda, Malacostraca, Decapoda, Varunidae.
CGUCCCCAGAGCAAGACGGUCCCGGGGAAUGUCAACAGAGGAAGAGUCAAUGAUGGCUGGUGGCAAGGGGGAGCCGCGGCACUCCUCGCCCCUGCCGAGCCUGCCCGCCACCCUGCAGCGCGUCCUACCCAGAACUAUCCCCGGACCCGUCAGCCCACAGAACAAGGGCGCCCUGGACUGGGGCUGGCAGGGCUUCUUGGCAUAUGGGGCACAGACAACGGUGGUGGUGGUGGACCCUGUCACCCUGCAGUGCGCCCAGACCCUGUCCAAGCAUCGCACCCAUGUCGUCAAGGUCCGAUGGCGCAAGACUCGUCACUACCACCAGCUCAGUGCGCCCUACAGCCUGGUCCUGGCCUCGGCGGACACUGGAGGGACCAUCCUAGUGUGGGAGGUGGUGCGUGGGGAGGUGGUGGCGACGCUGCAGGAUGGGACCAAGGGUGUGUUGGAGCUGGAGUGGCUGGGGGGCGUGGACGGCAGCGAGCACCUCCUGGCGGCCCUGCACCCCCCUUACUCGCUGGUGCUGUGGGAUACGCGACACAGCACUCGGGUGUGGCGGAAGAGUUACACGGAAACCCUCACCACAUUCCACUUCGACCCAUUCCACAGCAACAAGAUGGCAUUCCUCUGCGGGGGCUGCGUUCUGUUCGUAGAGGAUUUCAGCCUAGCCAAAUGCCCCUCGUCAAAUGGCAGGAAGUUCUAUGUCUCCGCCCCGCGCACCAGUCCGGGGCGGGGCAUGGCGGGGCAGAGCACGCCCGCCCCGCCCACCUCCGCCGCCUCCACCCCCUCCGGCCCCGCCCCGUCAGCCCCGGUUGACGAGAGAGCGAGUUCGAAGAUUAGGAGGAAAAUGAGAGAGUUGGUCGUCGGGGAGAGCAAGCCAAGCCGCGGGGAUGAGUCUGGCGGUCAGCUGGUCGAGUGUCUUCAGCUGGCAUACCACCGUACCGUUCGGGACCAGCUGCUGCUCCUGUACCCCCGGGAGAUCCUGGUGCUGGACCUGACCAUCAACCAGACUGUGGGCAUCGUGGCUGUGGACCGGGCUGUGUCACCCUUCUGCCAGGUGUUGUCGUGCUGGAGGCGGGAUGUUCUGCUCUGUUUACACGAGUCCGGCUCCGUCUCCGCCCACUUCAGACGUCGCCUCCUGCCGCUGCUGCCCUCCUCCCCCGACGAGAGCUCCGGAGGGUCAACGGAUCAGCAGUACUUUGAGGUUAUGUACGAUCGCAAGUGUCACUCGGAACCUCUGCGGCUGAACAGACUGAGCAGACCUAUUGGCUUGACGCUCGACCCAGUGACAGAGAGGCAGAUGGCCCUAGUACUGGGGGACGGCCGCGUGGUCUUCAAGCAGUUGCAGAUCUCCCCCACCCCCGGCAGGCAGGCAGUCGGCACCCCACUCUUCACCCCAGGGCACCCCACCCCCCCGCCUGCCCCCCAGCACCCCCACCAGCACCCCCCCUCCGGCCUGACGAUCUCGGAUGACCACUUCGGGGGAGCGUUCACCCCUGGGGGACUGGGCGGUGGGGUGCCUGGGGUGACCUCUGCCCCCACCCCCCCCCCUAAGCUCACCCUGGGGGAUUUGGUGAAGCCGGCCUGGGCGCUGACGGAGAAUGUGAAGGACCCCACCACCACCACCUCCGCCAGUGCUGCCCCAAGCCACAAGGUCAGUCUGCGCAUCAUCAUGACCGGCCUAAUGCCCUCCGUGUCACCUCCCCCCCUGGUGGUGCGCAUGUGCCCGCCUCUCACCACCCGCAACAUGCACUCCUACCUCCCCCGCAUGGCCGCCGGCACGCAGUCCGGGGCCGUCCAGAUCUUCAACAUGGCCACGGGGAUGCUCGAGAGGGAGUUCGCGUUACACACCUACCCUGUAAGGGGCGUUGAGUGGGCCAGCCUGUCUUCCAUCCUGUCGUUCGGCCAUCAGCCACUCACCAACGGACAGGGGCUGGUGCGGAACGAGCUGGUCUACACGGACACGCUCACUGGCCGCUCCACUCCGCUCCGUACCAACAAGGCGGAGGAGUCGAGCAUUGAUAUGGUGCGAGUGUCGUACCUCAAACAAUACUUCCUGGUGGUGCUGCGCGAUGACCCCCUGGAGCUGUGGGAUGCGCGGCGCCUCCUCCCGCUGCGCACCAUGCCCCGACGCUUCCCCCGGGUCUCCGCCCUUGAAUGGUCCCCCACCUCCCACGUCAAGGCCCCGCGGGUGGACGUUUGGACAGGGCAGGAUGGGGCGUCGGGGGUGAAGGGGGAUGUGAUGACGGACUCAACGCUGUCCCUGGUGGAUGUGGGCUCCCCCACUACCACCACCGCCCCCUCCACCACCCCAGGCACCACCACCACCACCCCCAGCAUCGCCAAAGAGACCUUUGUGUUCACCGACUCUGAGGGACAACUCUACCACUUCUCGGUUGAGGGGAACGUGAUCAAGGAUGGUAGCAAGGUCCCUCCAGACUCCCAAAUGAGCACCAUCACGUCCAUCGCCUGGAAGAGCCACGAGAUUGUCCUCAGCGACGCCGAUGGCAACCUCACCGUCUGGGACCUCAAGACGCGCAUCUCCCGCCACAUCGCCACGCACCGGGGAUGGGUUCGAAAGGUGCGCUUUGCCCCCGGACGCGACAACAUGAAGCUACUGGUGCUCUUCGCCGAUGGGGUGGACGUGUGGGAUGUGCGAGAUGUGGUGUUGGUCAGCCAGCUCAAGACACCCAGGGACAUGGUCAAGAUUGUGGACGCUGAUUGGGCCGCCUCGGACCGCCCCGUGCUGGCUACCGUGGACGGCUGCCUCAGGGUUUUGGACAUGCCCCUCAAGACGUCAAGCUCGCCCCUACACCACUACUGCACGAAGGAGCCCAUCGUGUCACCCUACCUGCUGGGGGGGGAGGCGUCGCUCAACCUGCGCACCCUUCUGACACACCAGCCCUGGCGCACACCCUACACCCUGAGCUUCUCCACCGAGGACGGAUUCACCCCGGAAGAGCUGACGAGCAUCGAGAUCUGGCUGUCGCGCAUCCCCCAGGAGGUGCGGGCAUACCUGGAAGGGUGUGACUCGACGGCCCAGCGCGCCCUUGUCACAUCCCAGCUCUUCGGUGAUCAGGGGGAGCUGGACUUCUGGACCGUGGCUGCGCACUACCUCACGCAUCCCCCCCUGCCACUGGUGAAGGACGAGGGUAGCAGCAGCAGCAGCAGUGUCGGGAGUGCGGAGUUGCUGACCCUCGGAGAGACCUCGUCCAACGCCAGCGAUGACCCCUCCUCCGCCGGCCCCCCCGCAGCCUCCGCCAUUCCCUUCGCAGCCGCCUCCACCUCCUCCGCCCCCCAGGCCCCCCCGCACCCCCUGGAGACCACCUACCACCAUUUGUGCGAUGCUGCUACUUAUAAGCACCAUGAGCUCGAACGCUUGGCCAUUCACGAGAGCAAGGGGUUGGAGGGAGACCAGCGCGCGGCCCUUGGGAGGAGUCUGGCCAUGGUGGGGGAGCGCGACAGGGCGGUGCGGCUCCUCCUGGACGCCGACGCAUCCCACACGCACUUCUACACGGACUGCCUUCGCGCCUGCCUCCUCUCGGCGACGCACCACUCUCCACAGGCGCAGUCCACCAUCAAGCUGGUCGCCACUAACCUUAUCGCGGCUGGGAACAUAUGGGAAGGCGUGGAGCUGCUGUGUCUGAUCGGCAAGGCGGGGGAUGCAUGCAGAUACCUCCAGUCGUAUGGUCAGUGGCUGGCGUCCGUGUGGCUGGCAAAGUGCGCCCUGCCCGUAGCUGAGACUGUGGAUAUCCUCCGACGCUGGGCGCACCAUCUCGUCACCACUGGCAAUAAGGACCAGGGCGUGUGCGUACUCCUCUCCGUCGGAAGCAUCGCAGCCGCCAUCGAACAGCUCGUCACCCAACACUACCACCAGAGGGCCGCCCUUCUCCUCUCAGCCGCCACCCAGCACCACGCCCUGCCGCCACUCACCAACCCCCCUCAACAACACCAGUCAGCGUCAUCAUCAGCCGCCACCACCACCACCACCUCCGCCGCCUCCUCCUUCCAGCCCGUCACCACCACCACCUCGACGUCGCCCACGCUCUCGUCGUCUUCGUCAUCAUCCUCGUCCUCGUCGUCAGGUUCGCUCGGCUCGCUGGUUGAGAAUAUUCAUCGAAAGUAUGUGCUUCACCUCUAUAGUCUGGGCAACCAGCCGGCCGUCACACACUUCUGUCGGCUCCUCGGGGAGAAGGGACACACCCUCCUGCAGGAACUAGAUGCCCUGCAGUGAUGAGGCGAUGGUGGGAUGUGCUAGAGAGAUGCGCUGAAGAUGUGUGUUCCAGUCGUAUAGUUAGUCAUAGAGUUUUAUAUUUAGUUCUGUAUAAUUUUUUUUUUUUUUAUAUAUAUCUUUGGCAUAGUGAUGGUGGGAUGUGCAAGGUGGGAUGUGCUUGAGAGAUGUGCUGAAGAUGUGUAUGGUCCAGCCGUACAGUUAGUCAUGCAGUUUUAUAAUUAUUUCUGUAUUAGUUUUUCUUGAUUUCCUUGGUGGGAUGUGCAAGGUGGGAUGUGUUAGAGAGAUGUGCUGAAGAUGUGUAUGGUCCAGUCGUACAGUUAGUCAUACAGUUUUAUAUUUAGUUAUAUGUUUUCUUAAUUUCUUUAUACUGCAGUGAGAGUGGGAUGUGCAAAGUUGGUGGGAUGUGCUGAUGAUGUGUUACACUUGUACAGUCACUUAUACAAUUCUUGAUUUAGUUCUGUAUUAAUUUUUUCUUCUUAAUUUUUGUUGUUUAGUGAUGGGGUGAUGGUGGGAUGUGCAAGAUAGAUGGGAUGUGAUGGAGAUGUGUUAGAGUUGAAGUCAUUCCUAUAAUUUGUUAGUUAUGCAGUUCUUUGCUUUCCUUCAUUCCUUUGUCCAGGGAUAAGGUGUAAGUGGGAUGUGCUGAAGGUGUGCUAAUGAUGUGUUUAAGUCCCACACAUCCUACAAUCGGUCCAAGAAUCAAUUAUCAAGUUGUUUAUUUUGUUUUCCUUGAUUUUUUUUUGGUCCUAGGAUGGUGUGAUGUGCUAGUGGGAUGUGCUGAAGGUAUGUUAAGGAUGCAUUCAAGUUCUUCACAUCCUACAUUCAGUUCAAGAGUUGGUUAUUUGUUUUUCUCCCUUCUUUCUUUUGUCCAGGAAUGAGGUGCAAGUGGGAUGUGCUAAGUAGGAUAUGCUAAGGAUGUGUUGGAGUCCUACAUAUCCUACAGCCAGCCCAGGAGUUAGCUGAUUGGUUGUUUUUGAUCCUUUGUCUUACAGGGGAUGAGGUGCAAGUGGGAUGUGCCAAGUAGGAUGUGCUGAAGAUGUGCUAAGGAUGUGUUCAAAUCCUGCAGUUUGUUUAUCUAGUGGUUCCUUUGUUUUCCUUGAUUCCUUUGUCCUGCAGUGAUGGGGUGAGGGUGGGAUGUGCUAGGAGGGAUGUGCUCAGUCAGCUUUGUUUGCAUUUGUAUCAUUCUACUAUUGUCUUUUUUUGGUAUUUCAUUUUCUUCCUUCCUUCCUUAAUUCCUUUCUUCCUUUUCUUCAUUCAGUUCAUUCUUUCCUUCAUUCCUUAUUUCCUUCCUCUCUUUCCUUUCUUUUCUCACUGUCUUCCAUAUGUCCUUCUUUUCUUUCCUUAUUUCCUCUUCCUUCAUUCUUUUCUUCCUUCUUUUCCCUUCUUUCUUUCCCUUUCUUCCUUCUUUUCCCUUCUUUCUUUCUCUUUCUUCCUCCCUCUCAUUUCCGUUAUUUUCCUUCUCUCUCUCUCUCCUUCCUUCUGUGACUUCCUUUCCCUUCCUUUUCUCAGUCCAUUUAUACUUAAUCUUUCUCCUCCUCCUCUUCCUAUCAUCUAUAAUAUUCCUUUGUUUUGAUUCAUUACGUUUAUAUAUUUUACCUUCCUUUAUGUAUGUGUCCAAUUGUGGCGUCUAUGAUUCCUCUCCUCCUUGAUGUUCAUUUGUUUCAUUUAUAUAUAUAUAUUUUUUUUCCUCAUUUUGUCGCUUAUAUAUGAGAAUUUACAUAGAGAUAGAAUUAUAUAUAUAUAGUAGAUGCAUUCCAGUUAUUAUUAUUAUUAUUAUUAUUAUUAUUAUUAUUAUUAUUAUUAUUAUUAUUAUUACUAUUAUUAUUACUGUUGAUGUUGAAAAGUUUAAUAGGAGAAGAAAGUUAGUUACAAUAGUCAUAGAAGUAGUAGUAGUAGUAGUAGUAGUUGCAGUAAUGUGUGUGUGCGUGUGUGUGUGGAAACCAUUAUGCACAUGUGUGUACGCAAUAAAUAACGUACAUGUAUUCCUUCCUAAAGAAAUAUACAUACAUCUGUGCAUUAUUUUUUUUAAUGUGUGUUUGUGUGCAAAAAAAGUAUGAUCGUGUGUACUUUUACAGGGCGUGUGUGCGUAUUGAUACCUGUGAGUGUGCCAAAAAUGUAUGAUUGUGUGCGCUUUUCAUAGGACCGUGUGCACCUGUGUGUGUGUGUGUGUGUGUGUGUGUGUGUGUGUGUGUGUGUUUGCACCAAAAAAGUAUAUGUGCACCGAAAAGUAUGUUCAUGUGCACCAAAAAGUCUGAUCAUGUGCACCCAAAAAGUAUGAUCAUGUGCACCAAAAAGUAUGAUCAUGUGCACCAAAAAAGUAUGAUCAUGUGCACCAAAAAAGUAUGAUCAUGUGCACCCAAAAAAGUAUUAUCAUGUGCGUUUUCCAGUGUGUGUGUGUGCGUCAAAAAAAGUAUGACCAUGUGCACCAAAAAGUAUGCUCAUGUGCGCUUUUCCAGGGUGUGUACGCCAAAAAAGUAUGAUCAUGUACGCUUUUUCAUAGUGUGUGCGCCAAAAAAGUAUGAUCAUGUGCGCUUUUUCAUAGUGUGUACGCCAAAAAACUAUGAUCAUGUGCGCUUUUUAUAGUUGUGUGCGUGUAUGUGUGUGUGUGCGUAUUAUAACCCAUGUACACAUCCAUAACCUAUAUGUACGCCAUUCUCCGAGGGCUGUGUGUACGCUUUCCCGGCCCGUGUAUGUACGCUUUUUCAAGAGCUGUGUGCGUGUUACUCUAUAAGUGGUACGCACACAUGUAAGCAUUCCAGUCAUGUACAUACGUAUGUAUGUAUAUCUCAGCAGUCAUGUACACAUUUGAGCCAGAAACGUACAUAAUAUACAGUCAUAUGUAC